AUGCACCAAUACACAAUCGAGGCCAUUAUUGGCCCUAUGAUGGUACUCGGCAUUUUUGGAAACGUAAACGUAAUCGUCGCGGUGGCCAGGAAGAAAGUACUCAGGACAAAAGGAGCAAUGCUGAUAUUUGUACUUGCGAUCUCUCACUUGGUAAUCAACAUUGCAGAGCUCAAAACAUUGAUAUUCCGGUUAAGAUUUCAAUCAUUAAACGGGAGGGAAUGCUUCUUGUACAAUAUACCGUAUUCGCUGGCAAUUAUGUUUCAAUCUUGGUUGUUUCUCUCGAUGGCUCUUGAUCUCUGCUUUUGCAUUAUGAUUCCUAUUAAACAUAUGCUUUGGCCGAAAACCAAGUACAUACUGAUAAUGUGUAUAAUGCCAACAUGCUGCGCCUUGAUUGUGUUCUUUGUUAAUUUCAUAUUCGUUACGGAAGAGGAUGCACCAUAUUGUGCUUACAUGUUAACUAUGGAUGACGGUGUAUUUGAAAUUAUUUCCACGUCUGUUGUUGCCUGCAAUAUUCUAACUCUUCUCAUCACAAUUGUUUCAGUUUUCGUGGCAAUUAGAAAAUCCCAAGAUAUGCGGAACCACCGCCAUUCUUCUGUCACCAGACGGAACAGCACCGUUGAAGAACGUAGAAAAGUGUUUCGCUCAACGUUCUACAUGAUGUCAAUCUACAUAUUUUGUUGGAUGACGUCAUCGAUAUGCUUUCGUGUUCUUUUUUACAUGUUUGAAAACGAAACAAACAUUGUUCCAUACAUGCCAUAUUUGGCAAUAAUCACAAUGCCAAACUUUUGUCAAGCAUACUUUGUCACCUAUUUCCGAUCUCCGAGAUUUCGAAAAGCAUAUCGUGAGCAUUUUCAUUGGCUCACUUUCGGAUGCAUGUAUCCAGAUGUAUUUGAUGGACCAGAACUGCGGGGUGGAGAAUCUGGAAGUAAACAGGAUAGUGCUACAAAUCAACAAGUUAGGGCUGAUUCAGACAAGAAGCAAAAAAAAGGAUCAUCAAAGAAGACAGUACGGAUUUAUGAAGGAGAAGUUAUUUGAGAAAUUUGUUUUUCUGCAUUAUCUUCUAACUUAUUUUUUAAAAAUAUAUUUCCAACAACCAUUUUCUGAAAUUUUCUCAUCAUUUGGGUAUUUACGCGCACUUAAAAAAGAGUAAUUACAAUGUUUAAUAUAUCAAUACAUCUCAUUUUCUGAUCUCUUUGUAAAUUUAAAUUCCCAAUUUAAAAUAAAAAUUCUAGAUUUAAA
Messenger RNA from Caenorhabditis elegans, 1239 nucleotides. It is a transcript of the gene srsx-19, whose product is annotated as G-protein coupled receptors family 1 profile domain-containing protein. Bases 1 to 1035 code for a protein of 344 amino acids. The record is from RefSeq and is marked reviewed. Gene Ontology annotation, biological process: G protein-coupled receptor signaling pathway; signal transduction. Lineage: Eukaryota; Metazoa; Nematoda; Chromadorea; Rhabditida; Rhabditidae. Gene Ontology annotation, cellular component: membrane. The transcript has 7 exons. Gene Ontology annotation, molecular function: G protein-coupled receptor activity.